AUGGAAACAUAUUUCGGUUACGUUAAAACACCUCAAGAUGCUAUUUUAUUAUUUGAAGCUUGUAGAAUGGGUAUUUUAUCUCGUAUACAGAGAAGAUUAAGUGAAAAAGAAAGAUCGUCAAUUCGUUCUGGAUCAGUAUUUGUUUGGGAUGAACGUGAAGCUGGUAUGAGAAGAUGGACAGAUGGUAAAAGUUGGUCAGCUAGUAGAGUUAGUGGUAGCUUUUUAACUUAUAGAGAAUUAGAAUCAAAACGUAAAUCAAAUUCCAGAGGUAGUAAUAAUCCUCAUGAUUUAUCAAGUGAAGAUACUGAUUCAAGUGAAUCUUAUCAUUCUUCAAAUAAAAAAUCAUCAUCAAUAUCUUCUUCAGCCACAGAACAAUGUAGAUAUAAACAUGGUGGUCUCGUUAAACAAUCUUUUAGUAUAACAACCACAUCUCAUCAAAAACUUCAUUUGAUAUGUUAUUAUACUAAAGCUGAUGUUAUUAAUGAAAAACUUCAAAUCCCAACUCAUGAUGAAAAACUUAAAAUUAUUCAUAUACCUAAAGGAAUUCAUUCCGGUUUUAAUGUUAAUAAUGAUCCCAUGGAAAGAUCAAUUUCACCUAUUCCAUUUCCUUGGCAAAUUCAAUCUCAUAAUUCACAUCAACAACAACAUCAUCGUUUAUCUGCCGAACCAAUGCAAUUUGAUUCUCAUUCCCCUUGCUCUACUCCUUCUUUCUCUUCAUCCCCUUCAACUACCGAAGAAGAUUUACCUAAUUUUUAUGGUAGACAUAGUUAUCUUCAACAUCAUGCUGGAAGUAGUGGAUUUGGAAAUGGAACUCAACCUAUUAAUAUUCCAGCUCAAAGAUAUACUUUUCCACCACCUCAAUUCUCAUUUCCAGCUUCAUAUCCUCCACAUUCACAAUCUGGUGGUGUUCAAUUACCACCUCAAGAUAUUCCAUGGGAAAAGGUUGAUAAAAUAAAUACUGAAGAUCAAAGGCAACUGAAUGCAAUUUAUACCACUUUGAAACUUUAA
This is a messenger RNA of Diversispora eburnea, 1008 nucleotides long. The record is from the annotation of a GenBank genome assembly. NCBI's taxonomy places the organism in Eukaryota, Fungi, Glomeromycota, Glomeromycetes, Diversisporales, Diversisporaceae.